AUGACGUGGUCGCAGCACGAGGCCCCGAACCCACUCUUGUCCGAAGGAGAACCUUCCGAUCCCUCCACCACCGACUUCAACUACGCCGCCUACGUGCGCGAGCGAGCUGCCGUCAGUAAGCAGUACAUCAGCGUGGAGGAGAGGAAGCCAUCGAUGGAGCCACAGGACCCCUUCAACAUGGACGCCGCCGAGGAGCAGCUGCUGAAGAAGCCGCCGACCAGCUUCAUCGUCAUCGGCAAGCCGGGCUCGGGCAAGACGACGACGGCCAGGCUGUUGGCCGCCUGGUGGCGCACGAUCUACAUCAGCGCCGACGACCUGGUGGAGGAUAUCAUAGGCAACAAUUCCGAGCUGGGCGACAGAAUGCGGUCACUGCUGACCUCGGGCGCCUCCGUCCCGGAACAGCUGAUUGUGGCGAUGCUGAGCGAGCGACUGAAGCAGGAGGAUGUCCUGCACUACGGUUACGUGCUGGAUGGCGUGCCCUGCUUGUCGGAGAAGGUGCUGUCGCACCUGGAUCAGCUGAAGAUGUCCGAGUUCGCGUAUCAACUCGAGGCGUACAAGUCUCGCCUGAUGCUCCUGCUCGAAGACUACAUGACGAACCACAGUCCCGAGUUUCUGAUCGAGAUCGACGCCACGCUGGCGCCGCGUGCGGCGUUCGAAAGCCUCAAGCUGCGGCUGGCCGUCCUGCCGGUGACGCGCGCCCUCGUGCCCGUGCGCCUGCUGGAGGAGGGCGGCGAGCCGCCGCAGGUGACCGCCGAAGACGACCCGGACGAGAUCACGCACGUGCUCUCGCACACCAACCCCAUCUGUCUGCGCUUCAAGUGGACGCCGUCUGACUUCGGCGUGACGUGUCCGGUCAGCAUGAAGCAGGGCCGCGUCGUGCGCGGCGACCCGGCCUGCGCGGUCGGCUUCCUCAGCCACUUCUACGUGAUGAGCGGCGCCGACACGCUGGCGCAGUUCAUGCAGUGUCCGCGCCGCUUCUUGUCCGGGCCGCCGCGGCUGCCGUGUCGCGUGAUCGUCGCGCCGUACCUGGAGGAGAAGCGGGUGCAGUACAGGGAGGAGAAGCGGCAGGAGAAGCGGCAGGCGCUGGCCGAGUCCUUCGCGGAGAAGAGGAAGGCCGAGCAGGAGGAGGCAGAGCGACUGAAGAAGGAGGAGGAGGAGCGACUGAAGACGGAGGAAGAGGAACGGCAGAAGCUUCAGCAAGAGCAGGGGUCAGAAGGGCAGCCAGAUCAGAGUGCAGCGCCGAAGGUGGAGGCGGCGCUGCUGGAGUACGGCCCCGAGCUGGAGACCCUGGUGCAGGACGUGCAGCUGGAGCCGGCCGACUGGCUCCGCGUGCUCCAGGAGACGGUGGCCGAGCGCGAGCGACAGCGGCACGCCGCCUCCGAGGACACGCCCGCGCACGGCGGCUGGGUCAUCGAUAAUAUGCCCACCGAACCGGCGCUCUGGUCGAUGAUGCAGCAGGAGAAGUUCGAGUAUGACGACCUGGUCUGCAUCUGGGAUGACUCCGAUGACUUUCUGUUUCUGCAGGACUAUUUCUAUCAAGAGCACAAGGAGCAGCCGCCGCCAUCUUGUCCGAUGAUGACCGCGUACAAGGAGACUCUGGCGAGUUUCGCCCAGGACUGGAGCGCCGUGCGCAGUCUGGCCGAGCCGCGCAACUGUCCGGAGCCGAUCGUCCUGGCCCUGGACAAGGUGACACGAGCCGGCACCACGCUGCUCGGCAUCGUCAACGAGCGGAUGCAGAAGAACUUCAAAAUGCAGGCGAGAGAGCUGACCAGCGACGAGCAGCUGGAACACGACUUCGGCGACGUGGACGACGAGGUGGAGGAGGACGAAGCAGAAGCGGUGGAGGAGGAGGAUUUUGUGGAGGAAGAAAUCAAGGACGAGGCCAGCGAGGACAUCGAGGAGGCCAGGUCAGAUCUGAAGCGGUUGUACGGCGAGACGGGCAAGUUUUGUCCGGUGGUGUACUCGCAGUUCGGUGUGGCACAGCCGGGCCGGCGAGACUUCGCUGUCGGCUACCGCGGACAGCUGUACCUGACCAGCUCGCAGGAGGCGAUGGAUGCGCUGGUGGCUGAGCCGGAGCGCUACAUACCGCGCGACGCGUGUCCUGCGCCGCCGCCGCUGCGGCUUGUGCUCCUGGGCGCUUACGGCUCGGGCAAGUCGGGCCGCGCGCAGCAUUUGGCCGAGAGCUGCGGUGUCUUUUGCAUUGACUACCGGGAGCGGCUGCAGGAGCUGAUGCAGCUGCUCGGCCGGCCACGGCUCGGCAAGCACUCCAAGAUAGAGGUGGCCGGCGAGGGGGCCAUCGCCGAGGACAUCCAGGACGUGCUGGCCGAGACGGUGGAGGUGGAGGCGUACUUACAGGAGGAGCUGCCCUCGCUCUCGCCCGACUCCCUGGACGAGAUCGUGCGUGAGUGGUGGGAGAAGGAGCCGUUCAAGUCGGUCGGAUUCGUGUUAGAGGGUUUUCCCGCGACACCAGACGACCUCAGCUACCUCACUGAGCGUCAUCUGUUUCCGGACGCAUUUGUGGUCUUGGUCACGGACCCGGAGCAGACGGUGGAGCGCCUGCUGAAGGGCUGUAUGGAGGAGUGGGAGAGACAGAUGGACGCCUUCAAGGCGAGCCUGAACAAGGCUCAGGAGGAGAAAGCCUCUGAACGCUUGAGGGAAAUUGAGGAGAGACGAAAGGAGCUAGCGGAAGACAUCGAAGCGAAGAAAAAGCAGCGCGAAGAAGAACGUUUGCUACAACUGCAACAGGCGGCGGCUGAGGAAGGAGAUGAAGAAGGUGACUUGACUGACGACGAGCCUCCAGAGGGAUCUGAUGCGCUUACACUCGGGGAAGAGGGAGGAGAGGAAGAGGAGGAAGUGGAUAUAGAACAGAUAAUAUCAGACGAAUUCCCCGAAAUUGAAGAUAAUGAAUUGUCGUGGGAGACAAAGGAGGAAGCCAAAGAGCGCAUUUCCGACAUUCUCAGACAGUGGCAUGAAGACGACACUCAGGCACUCGAAGCCCUAAGAGAAGUGGCAAAGGAGGCCAACAUCCCCUGGCUUGAGGUCGACGCGAGGAAGCGCGGUCACAUCGUGGACUACACGCUGGCCAAGGCGGUGGAGAAGUACACCAAAUACCGCGUCGGUCUUAUGCAGCGGGCGUACCCCAUCGGCACCAACAUGGCCGCCCGCCUGCUCGACACAGGCUACCGCCAGCUGAGCAAGUUCGGCAAGCAGUGUCCCGUGACGCUGCUGGAGCGUGGGCUCAUGAUGCCGCCGUUCAACCCGACCCAGAAGCGCCCGUACCCCGUCAUCUUCCGCCGCCACAUCUACUACUGCGUCAACAGCGAUGCGCUGGACAAGUUUGUGGCAAACCCGACGAUGUACACGGCGCAGAAGGCGCCGCUCUACCUCAUCCCGAGCCGGGUGGCUGUGCUCGGGCCGCCCAAGUCGGGCAAAACGGCCGUCAGCUGCGGCCUGGUGGCCCGCUACGGCCUGCAGCGCGUGUCACCGGGCGAGGCGCUGGCCGAUCAGUACCGCCGGCUGCACGACAACGUCGUCACGGCGGACGCCGACGCCAGCCUCUGGGCGGUGGAGAACACCGCGCGCGAGGCGCUCGAGGAGCGCCUCCGCGGAAUCUACCGGUACCGCGAGUGCACGGCGGCAGGCCGCGCGGCGCCCGUCGGCGCGCUGUGCAUCACGCCCGACGAGCUGGCGGUGCGGCUGGGUCCCUACCGGCACUACUGCCCCGUCUGCUGGCGCCAGGGCCGCCUGGUCGACCUCAGCGCCGACCGUCGGCUCGCGCACACCGUCGAGCUGCAGGCGCGCUUCUACCGCACCUACGUCACCGGCGGCCACCGGUAUGAGGCGCUGGUGGCCGGCUCGGACAAGCUCGCUGUCGGCUACCUGCAGCAGGUGUACCUGUGCGCGUCCGAGGACGCGCGCGAGAAGUUCAUGCAGGAGCCGCGUCGCUACUGCGCCUGUCUGCGCGACGACGUGGAGCGCUUCACGACGCUGCUGGACCGGCCGAAGGAGGAGAUCUACCAGGGCGACUGCUGA
Messenger RNA from Pollicipes pollicipes, 4032 nucleotides. Its product is annotated as adenylate kinase 9. The transcript is spliced from 9 exons. Gene Ontology annotation, molecular function: ATP hydrolysis activity; ATP binding; nucleobase-containing compound kinase activity. The record is from RefSeq and is a predicted model, not a curated record. NCBI's taxonomy places the organism in Eukaryota, Metazoa, Arthropoda, Thecostraca, Pollicipedomorpha, Pollicipedidae. Bases 1 to 4032 code for a protein of 1343 amino acids. Gene Ontology annotation, biological process: nucleobase-containing compound metabolic process.